Messenger RNA from Anas platyrhynchos (mallard), 2946 nucleotides. RefSeq names its product nescient helix-loop-helix 2 (gene NHLH2). Gene Ontology annotation, biological process: regulation of transcription by RNA polymerase II. Gene Ontology annotation, molecular function: protein dimerization activity; RNA polymerase II cis-regulatory region sequence-specific DNA binding; DNA-binding transcription factor activity, RNA polymerase II-specific. NCBI's taxonomy places the organism in Eukaryota, Metazoa, Chordata, Aves, Anseriformes, Anatidae. The record is from RefSeq and is a predicted model, not a curated record.
UCCCAACCAUCUCUAGGCUAAACCCUUCGGUACCAGGAGCGGAUCCGCACGCAUCUCCCGCUCUGUCUGCCUGCCCGUCUCGCCCCUGCCACCCUCCGCACCCCUCCUCGGCUCCUUUGCCACUCCGGGAGGGGUGGGAGGAGGAACUGCACUUUCUUUUUGUGCGUGUGAGCGCACCUUUUUCCUCACCGACGUCCUCUCUCGCAGCCUUUUCCAACCCCGCGCCGAGAUUUUUGUGUAUUUGUUUUCUUUUCCACGCUCGCAGUUCUUUCUUUCUUCUCACCCGAGCGAUGCAGGAGGAGUUGGGAAGCUCGGGGACGGAUGGGGGGUUCGCUUAUCCAUUUUUCCCCCGUCGCCAGCUCUUGAAGGACCAGCAGAAAAACUAAGCCAAACAUUUAUUUUCCGACCGGCUCUCCCCCCCGCCUCCCGCCGCUCUCCGCCGGACCAGCGAAUUAACAAAACCCCACGUUACACCAAAAAAAAAAAAAAAAAAAAAAAAAAAAAAAAAAAAGGGGGGGAAAAAACCCUAAAACCCUAAAACCACCAAAACAAAAAGCAGAGGGGAGAAGAAGGAGGGUGCAAAGCAUUGUCACCCCGACCCGCGGCGGGCACCGGGCCGGGCACCGGCGGAACAAAGCCGGCACCGGGCUCCGGGAGGAGAGGCCGGGGGGCGGGGGAGAGGGAGCAGCCCCGGCUGGUGCUAUCUCCGCAUCCCUUUUGUUAUUGAUCGCCAGGACGAAGAGCCGGGGAGACGGCACUUUCCAGCGCAAUUUAAUUUUUUUUAAUUUUUUUUUCCCCCCCCAAAACGCGACUCGCAGCUUUUGCCGGCGUAUCGUAGCCCGCUGCCCCGAAUUAACGGGCGGAGGAGGACUUUGAUGGGGAAAAGCUUUUUCCUCCCCGAUGCAUCGUAAGUAACUUAAGUUGUUAUUUAUACUCCGCAAAACAAGCACGGCGAUAACAUCUCCCAUCUCUGGAGCGCUGGAGGCCGCGGCGAGGGAUGAGAGCUGCCCUUCCCCAUCCGAGCAGGACACUUUUCCGCUCGUAAUUCAUUUGAUUUGAUUUUGAUUUUUUAAUUUUUCCAUGCUCCGCUCCCGGAGGGUCAUUUGAACUGUAAAGGAAUCGCCGAGGGGGCGAGGGGACCCGGAGACAGCGGCUGUGCAAACGACUCCACCGAGGCUCCUCCGCCCCCUCCACGAUGAUGCUCAGCCCGGACCAAGCGGCCGACUCCGACCACCCCUCGUCGGCGCCCUCCGACCCCGAGUCCCUGGGGGGCGCGGACCCCCGGGCGCUGGGCUGCUGCGCCUCCGACCCGGAGCCGGCCGAGGGCGGCGGGGGCGGCGGCGGCGGCGGGGGCGGCGGGGAGGGUCGUGCCGGGGGCCGGCCGGGGCUGCACCCCCCGCCGCUCAGCCGGGAGGAGAAACGGCGCCGUCGUCGAGCCACGGCCAAGUACCGCUCGGCCCACGCCACGAGGGAGCGGAUCCGCGUGGAGGCCUUCAACCUGGCCUUCGCCGAGCUGCGCAAGCUGCUGCCCACGCUGCCGCCCGACAAGAAGCUCUCCAAGAUCGAGAUCCUGCGCCUGGCCAUCUGCUACAUCUCCUAUCUCAACCACGUCCUGGACGUGUAGCCCCCGCACGCCCGCCCCGACGGCCCCGCGGAGGCCGCAUCGGGACGCGCCGCGCACCGGGAGCCCGGCCCCGAGCGCACCCGGCCGGCUGCGGGGCCGGGCGCUGCCGGUGCCGGGCUCGGGGAGCUUUCCCCGCACCUCUGCUCCAGACGCUGAGCCCCGGCGGCGCGGAACGGCCGCGUUUUUCGGCAGAGAGGUGCUGAAACCAGAUUGUCUCUUCAGGCUGUCAAGUGCCCCUUUAUAUAUAUCCAAAAACAUCUACUUGUGACCUUAAACGUGUGACCCAUGGGUGCAGUUAAAAAUAACUAUUUUUUAUUUAUGGUAGAAGGAGUGGACAAUUUAUUUUUUUCAAGACUUAUUUAUUUUUCAGAGUGGUGGCAAUUUUACUUUGGAUACUUUGUGCCAAUUGUUUUCUAUAGUCGCGUGUUUACACUUUCUCCUGUGGAAUAUUACGUUUAACUUUAUAAGUGUUUGUUGGGAUCAAUACAGUGUUCCUUUUUCUUUUCUUUUCCUCUUUUUUUUUUUCUUUUCCGAUUAUAUUGCACUUGUGUAUGACAGACCUUCCCUUCCUCCCUGUUUACAAGUAUAUUUUAUAUAUAUCAAGACAUUUGCUCUUGAACUCUUUUCUUUCUUCCCUUCCUUCCUCCCUUCUUUCUUCCUUCCUUUUCUCUUUCUUUCUUUCCUUCCUUCCUUCUUUCUUUCUAUUUUAUUAUUAUUAUUUUUUGUGCGUGUGUGUGGGAUCAACAACCACUAGCACUUAACUAGAAGAGUUUUUUUUUUAAAACUUGUUGUUAUUCUGAUCUAUAGUUAUGUCUGAAAAGUACUUUGCAAAUCGUUUAUAAGGGAAGUAGUUUUUUUGUGGGUGUAUAUGUGCGUGUGUGCAUACCUGUAUGUGUGUGGGGUUGAGCGUGGGUGUGUAUGUGUGCGGUAUAUUUUUAGGAAAGGACAUUUUUCCUAAAAAAAAAAAAAAAAGGAAGAAGAAGAUGAAGAAGAAGUAAAUCCAGGACUGCUUUCCUUUGUGACAACCAAAAAAUUCUAUAACCUGAAAAUGUUUCAUGUUCUUUGCUGUGAAUCUCUUAAAACAAGAAGCGCAUUUUGGGGACGAGAAAGAAAAAGAAAAAAAAAAAACACAUCUGCUAUCCAAAGAUUUUAGUCUUUUUCAGGGUUUUUUUGUGUGUCUCUGUUGCUUUAUAUAAUGCAAUAUUUUGUAGUGAAAAUAGAUAAAUCUGGUUUCUAUCUGAUGCGUUUUUCAUAUCUCUCAUGAAUGGUGAGCUGUUUUGCAUAUAAAUAAAAGUAUCAAAUAAAAGCUGUUUUUUCCUAAU